Molecule: messenger RNA, 1049 nt
Organism: Punica granatum (pomegranate)
Lineage: Eukaryota; Viridiplantae; Streptophyta; Magnoliopsida; Myrtales; Lythraceae
Source: RefSeq, a predicted model, not a curated record
UCCCACCCACCAAAAAUUAUCAGAAGCCAAUGGAAGCUGAAGAAGCAGGGCAGCCCCACGAGGCUCUCUUCCUGGUCUUGCCUUACCUUCCCCUGUUCGACCUCUUAGCCCUCACCCAAGUCUGCACAUCUCUGAGAGAUGCCGUCCACAUGGACGUUCUGCCGUGGCUGGAACUCGUCAUCGAAAAUCCUCUGAGUCGAAAGUUGUCCGAUGAUAUCCUCCUCAAGUUCACCUCCAAGGCCAGCGGCAGGCUCCGGAUACUUUCACUGUCAAACUGCUCCAAGAUCACCGACGAUGGGCUUCUUCGGGUCAUCCAAGACAAUCCCCUCAUCGAGAAGCUCUUUGUUGCGGGUUGCACUAGCCUGUCCCCUGAAGGAAUUCUAGACGCCGUGAAGACUCUGAUCUCGACCAGCAACCGCCUCAGGUGUCUCAGAAUAAAUGGCAUCUACAACCUGAACAAAGACCACCUCCAACCUCUCCAAUUCUAUCUCGAGCUGAACCAAACAACCCUGCAGGAACCGCAAGUACCAGCACCGAUCUUCUUCCACGACCAUGGAGAUUCCACCCGAGUCAGGGAGUGCAACAGUCGCUCCAUUGAUGUGGAAAUCUGCCCAAAGUGUGAUGAAGUGAGGAUGGUCUUUAGUUGUCCCCGGGAAACGUGCAAAGAAUGUCGAGGGUGCAUCUUCUGCAUUCCGAGGUGUGCGGAGUGCGGGGUCUGUGUCGAUGCCUCCGAGGAAACAGAAGAAGCUGUUUGCGGGGACUUAUUAUGUUCUGCGUGUUGGGUUCAGCUUAAACCCAAGUGCAGUUUCUGUAAUCGGCCUUACUGCAGGCAACACCGGAAGCAAGAAACGCGGUGUUCUUCAGGGCCUCAUGGGUUUGUGUGUGGGGUCUGUAAUUGGGAAUAUAUUGAGAAUAUGUCGAAUGGUAAAUUAGUUUAGUUUUAACUAAAACUGCGAGGUAGUUCUUGAAUUAAACUCUAUUAAAGAUGCAAUUUAAUGGAUGUUUUAUCUCUCAUGCCUCUGCUAAUGUAUUUAUUUGAUUGUCAUUAA